Triticum dicoccoides is the source of this 1573-nucleotide messenger RNA. RefSeq lists its product as uncharacterized. The transcript is spliced from 12 exons. Gene Ontology annotation, cellular component: cytoplasm; nucleus. NCBI's taxonomy places the organism in Eukaryota, Viridiplantae, Streptophyta, Magnoliopsida, Poales, Poaceae. Bases 80 to 1231 code for a protein of 383 amino acids. Gene Ontology annotation, molecular function: ATP hydrolysis activity; nicotinamide-nucleotide adenylyltransferase activity. The record is from RefSeq and is a predicted model, not a curated record.
ACAGACCCAUGCUGACCGGACGAAUUGCCCCGUCGUCUCUUGGUAGCGACGGGCAUCCAACAAGACCGACCGAAUCGCGAUGGAGACCUGGGUCCGCGCCGCCGUGGAGGCCAUCCACUCGUCUCGAGCCCAAGCCGUCAUCUAUCUCGCCGGCGGCGCCUCCCAGGCGCUCGGUUGGCUCCUGUCCGUGCCCGGCGCUUCUGGCAGCGUCCUCGAGGUCGUCGUGCCCUACUCCAGGGCCUCCAUGGCGCAGCUGCUCGGCAAGUUGCCCCUGCAAUUCACAAGCAAGCAGGCCGCGGAGGACAUGGCACUGGCCGCGUUCAACCGUGCCCUGAAGCUUUCUGGGCCAGGUCUACAAGUAAUGGGUGUUGGAUUUACUGGGUCACUCGCUAGCGCACGCCCAAAACAUGGUGACCACAGGUUUUAUGUGUCAACGCGCACGCAAAAUUGCCUCAGGACAUCACAUGUAACAUUGUCGAAGGGUUUACGGAGCAGAGAGGAAGAAGACAAGGUCUCAAGCUGUUUUGUGCUUAAGGCAAUCGCAGAUGCAUGCAGAAUUUCUGCAACCAUUCAGUCAGACGUUCAAGAACCUGAAAUUCCAAAAGAAAGUGUGGAACAAUUUGAUGAAGACCAAGAGCUCCAGCAAGUUAUUGAUGGUCAAGUCUGCAUGAAAGUUUACCACUUUGCUGAUCCAACGGAAAAGAACUUCGACAGGAAACUAAUUCUACCUGGUUCAUUCAAUCCCUUGCAUGAUGGCCACCUUAGGUUGUUAGAAGUUGCAUCAAGCAUGUGUGAUGAUGGGUUUCCGUGCUUUGAGAUAUCAGCAAUAAAUGCGGACAAACCCCCCCUGUCUAUUGCAGAAAUUAAGCGCCGUGUCGAGCAAUUCAGAAAAGCAGGGAAGAAUGUGAUCAUAUCUAACCAACCGUACUUUUAUAAGAAAGCAGAACUUUUCCCAGGCAGUGCUUUUAUAAUUGGUGCAGACACUGCAGCUAGGCUUGUAAAUCCUAAGUAUUAUGGAGGUGACUACAACAGAAUGCUGGAGAUUCUUCUUGAAUGUAAAAGCACUGGCACAACAUUUCUGGUUGGUGGUCGAGAGAUUGAAGGAGUAUUCAAGGUCCUUGAAGAAUUAAAUAUUCCAACAGAGUUGAAGGACAUGUUUAUCUCUAUACCAGAGGAGAAGUUCCGCAUAGACAUUUCAUCUACUGAAUUAAGAAAAAAACAAGGGCUCUGAUGUCUCGAACACUUGGUCCUAUCCUACACCAGAUUCAAGAUGUUUUUCUCUUGGGCGAAGCUUUGCAAAUAGUCAUGGCAGUGUUUGAUUUCAUAGUUUUGCCAUGCAAAUAAUAACUGUUAUGUUUGUAUUAGUAAAGGCAAAAACACAUUCCAUUAGUACUACAGAUGUCAGAAGGCGAUGGUGGCCCUGUUAUUUUUUUCUUGAAAGCCAUGUAAUCUUUCUGUUUGUCUUUUUGGGUAUGCUGUUAUUGGACACUUUUCAUGUGUCAUACAUGUACAGACUCAUCGGUGUCACAGUGGAUACUGUUUUUGAGAUUAUAGCAUCAGAGGUAUUCUCACA